Molecule: messenger RNA, 789 nt
Organism: Colletotrichum gloeosporioides
Lineage: Eukaryota; Fungi; Ascomycota; Sordariomycetes; Glomerellales; Glomerellaceae
Exons: 1
Coding region: 1-789 (262 amino acids)
Molecular function (GO): hydrolase activity, acting on halide bonds, in C-halide compounds
Source: RefSeq, a predicted model, not a curated record
AUGUCCAAAGAUCUCAGCAACGUCAAGGCCUUGACCUUCGACGUCUUCGGGACGGUCGUAGACUGGCGCUCUUCCGUCACGGAUGAACUCACGUCCCGCGCGUCCACCAAAGCCACCUCUAAUGCUCUCGGUCCAGAAGCCAAAGACAAACUUGCCGCGGUAGACUGGCCCGCGUUCGCCCAGGAGUGGCGAAACUCGUACAAGCACUUCGUCCACGGCUAUGUCCCCGGCGAGACAGCAUGGAAGGACAUUGACGCACACCACUACGACAGCCUCGUUGAGCUCCUCGGUACACAUCACCUCGAGGGCGUAUUCUCCGAGGACGAGAUCCGCGACUUGAGCCUGGUAUGGCACCGUCUGCGCCCCUGGCCUGAUUCCGCGGCCGGGCUGCAACGUCUUGGGAGCAAGUUUGUGACGGCGACCUUGUCGAACGGGAACCGGACGCUGCUGGAGGACUUGGAUGCGUUUGGCGGGUUGGGUUUCCGGAAGAUCAUGUCGGGGGAGGAUUGGAAGGCGUAUAAGCCGAACCCGGUAGUGUAUGACGGCGCCGUGGAGGCAUUGCUGGGGAAGGGUGGUGAGAAGGGGGACGUUGCGAUGGUAGCGGCGCAUUUGGGGGACUUAUACGCGGCGAGGGGAAGAGGUUUGAGGACUGUGUAUGUGGAGAGGGCGAGGGAGGAGGAUUGGGAGGUUGGGAGUCAGAAGUAUGAGGACGCCAAGGUCUGGGUUGAUGUUUGGGUGAAGGUGGAUGAAGGUGGGUUUGAGGAGGUUGCGAGGAGAUUGGGGGUCUGA